Molecule: messenger RNA, 1311 nt
Organism: Aspergillus melleus
Lineage: Eukaryota; Fungi; Ascomycota; Eurotiomycetes; Eurotiales; Aspergillaceae
Product: endonuclease/exonuclease/phosphatase family protein
Exons: 4
Coding region: 1-1311 (436 amino acids)
Cellular component (GO): cytoplasm
Molecular function (GO): sphingomyelin phosphodiesterase activity
Source: RefSeq, a predicted model, not a curated record
AUGCGACUCUUUUACCUCGCCGGCAUCCCCGGCACUCUCGCGGCCUCAACAGGGUUGUUUAACGUCCUCUCCUUUAAUGUUGCCGGUCUCCCUCCCAUCUUCAACAACAACGACGUCCCCGGCGACAAAGCGACGAAUUCUGAAGCCAUUGGUGCCAAGUUCGCGGAGUACGGCUACGAUAUCAUUCAUGUGCAGGAGGAUUUCAAUUUCCAUGCCCAUGUCUACAAGACCGACAAUCAUGCCUACCGCACCCCAACUUCGGGAGGCGCUGGGCUUGGAUCAGGUCUGAACACGUUGGCCAAUUUCCCCUGGAUUAACUUCGAAAGAAUUAAAUGGGAUAUCUGCUCUGACGCAUCAGGUGCCGACUGUCUGACGCCAAAGGGAUUUACGAGCAUGCGCGUGCGCUUGGAUGAGGGAGUCUACGUGGAUUUCUACAACUUGCAUGCGGAUGCCGGAUCAAAUUCGGCCGAUGUAGAUGCCCGGGGCGCCAAUCUGCAGCAGUUGGCCGACUACAUAGGUACAAACUCGGCUGGGAAUGCCGUGCUGGUCUUUGGCGAUACAAACGCGCGAUACACGUCGUCUGGGGAGAAUAUUCGGGUGUUUGAGAAGGAUCAGAACAUGACCAACCCGUGGGUACAUUUGAUCCUCAAAGGAAAGGAGCCGAGCCAGGGCAUCGACCCCUGGAAAUGCGACAAUCCUAGUCCGAACAACACCUGCGAAACGGUUGAUAAGAUUUUUUACCGGGGUAGCCGGGCUCUAAGCUUAGACGCUACGUUUUGGAAUUACGAGGAUACCAAAUUCCUUUCCAGCAACGGUACAAUUUUGUCCGACCAUAACCCCAUUACAUCUAACUUCACGUGGACGCUCUCGGAGACUUUGCGCCAAAGCGAUCUUUUUGGUGGACCUCACGGCUCAUGGUUCAACGAUAUUUCUUCGUUACCCACCUCUCACACCCAGAGAAAACCUACCAACAUCUUACUGCGUGGUGCUAAUCGUCUGGAUGGCGUUACUUUGACAUUGACCCCGGGACAGAACUACACACACGGCGGCGUAGGCGGUGAUUUGGUCGAGCUGAGCCUGAAUGAAGCCGAAUACUGGACCGAGACUACACUGUGCCAGGGCAAACACAACGACCACACACGCAUAUUCUACCUGCAGGUGACGACCAGUGCUGGAAACGAGCUGGAAAUUGGCACUCGGACGGAGGAUUGUGAGGAGUUCAGGGCACCCCAGGGCUGGCAGGUUGUGGGCUUUUAUGGUCGCGAUGGUGACGAAGUCGAUCAGCUGGGUUUUAUCUACGGACCGCAGUGA